AGUUGUGCAGUGUCGUCCAAUUGAGAACCAUCUACAUUCCGCUAAUAUAGCCGGCGGUGGUAAAUUCAAAGUUUAUUUUUAGUCUCCGCAUAACGAUGUCAAGAAAAGUGAUUAAUUCAAAACUAUUUUUUUAUUUGAUUUUGGGCUUUUUCUUAGCAUCGAUUGUAGUAAAAGAAUGUUACUGCCAAUAUGAAAUGUGCGACCGGCGACCCUUUGAUACCAACACCGAUCCUUUGCCGCCGGACGAUAGAUUCGCAUUAGAAAUAGAGACCAUCACCGAGUUGUAUAUCCCUCUACGCCGAUAUAAUGUUCGAUUGUAUUCGAAAGAUAACAAGACAACAUUCAUGGGGUUCACCAUAUGGCUUCGCGAAGACGAGGUUAAAAACGAUUUAAACUCGCGAAAGCCACAUCGCUUGGACCCGGGCCGCCUGCACCCAUCGCCCGACUCGCCCGGGGGAAAAGCUCGCCCGCCAUGCAACAACACCGUGAUCCAAUCGGAUAUUACGCCAAAAACAUCCGUGAAUGCUCUAUGGAUUGCGCCGAGGAAAGAAAACAUGGUAGGUGACCACUGCGUGAUGAUAUACGCUAUUGUAGCUAUAAAGCCCGACGUUUGGUAUACGAACAAAGGCCCGCUCUCGAAGCGAGUCUGCGAAGACAAACGAGACGCCGACGAUAUACAGCCCACGCAGAAUGACAACUGCCAGGUGUGCAUGGAGGCGAGGUAUCAGCUCACCUUCCAAGGUAUGUGGUCGUACAACACGCACACUGAAAUGUUCCCCAUAUUUCAAGAGCAGGCCAGGUUCAGUGAUGUGGUAGGGGCAUCACAUAGCAAAUACUUCAGCGUAUACAAAUAUGACUCGGAAGCUAGCGCUGGCAUGAAGAUGCUGGCUGAACAGGGAAACACGACGGAGUUGGAAGUCGAAAUACAGCGAGAGCUCGGGCGCACCGUCCGCACUGUCAUAAAGGCAACAGCACCCGCUAAGACCAACCAUAAAACCGUGACGAGCUUCCGUGCCAAUAAAGACAAUCACUUGGUUUCUUUGGUGACGGGCAUCAUGCCGUCUCCUGAUUGGUUCCUUGGAGUCGCGGAUUUGGAAUUAUGCAGAGAAACGCCCGAUAAGAGAAGCGAAUGGGCACAGACUGACUUAAACCUUUACCCCUGUGAUGCUGGGACUGACAGUGGAAAGACAUUCGAGGCCCCAAAUGAUGAGACUUCACCACCGCAACCAAUUGCCACCGUGGCCCUUAUUAAGGACUUGCCCCCGGGGAAAAGAAAAGCCUUUGCGAGGGUGCGAUUUGAUCUCGUCCGUACAUACCCAAAUCCGAGUUGCACGACAGAAAACUCCAUAACAGGUGAAGAAGGAGAAGAAGAAAUUACUGAGGAGGAACCGGACGAUGGCGAUAAUUCUAAUGAAUCUCCUUCCAUAGAGUCUAACACAACAACUACAACUGAAGUUACAGUCGCUCUAGAUCCGGAUUCAUCACAGAGCUGCCCAAUGACUACUUGGGAAGACUGGUCGUGUGACGGGCCCUGUGAGGAGGGAAAGAGGGUGGGCAUGCGCUUCAAGUAUCGCUACCACAUCGUCGAUGGCGUUGUUAUAAAAUAUGGUAGCCCGAACUCCGAAAAAAGGGUGGUUCCUAAGAACUGUCUGUAUAUGGAAACAUUUCAAAUAGAGGAUUGUGAAGAGGAAUGCACUGAAGAAACAGUCGAAGAAGAAACAGAAGCAACCGAUAUUACCGAAGAUGAAAAUGAAUAAACGAAACAGAAGCAACCGAUAUUACCGAAGAUGAAAAUGAUUAAACGAGUCGGGAAUAUCCUUUCAUUCAUGUUUGAUGAAAUACUUUAAUGAUUUAACAUUUUUUUAUU
This is a messenger RNA of Ostrinia furnacalis (Asian corn borer), 1867 nucleotides long. Its product is annotated as spondin-2. Gene Ontology annotation, cellular component: extracellular matrix. Gene Ontology annotation, biological process: cell adhesion. The record is from RefSeq and is a predicted model, not a curated record. Lineage: Eukaryota; Metazoa; Arthropoda; Insecta; Lepidoptera; Crambidae.